Molecule: messenger RNA, 1320 nt
Organism: Filobasidium floriforme
Lineage: Eukaryota; Fungi; Basidiomycota; Tremellomycetes; Filobasidiales; Filobasidiaceae
Exons: 4
Coding region: 415-1104 (229 amino acids)
Source: RefSeq, a predicted model, not a curated record
AUCUAAUCUGCGCAGCGGGUUACCGCGAGGAUUACCCCGAUCCAUGCGAUCCUUUCUGCCAAGUCGGGGAGGAUCGAGGGGGCGGAAGGGGCCAAGAGAUCCGGCAAUCUCGUGCAGCCAGCGAGCAGCGAGCAGAUUGUUUGGAGCAUCGGUCGUGGUCGAGCGAGAUCGGUGUAACUUUGCGCUGUGUCCAAAACACGAUAUAGCUUCACGAGAUUUUCGCCUCUUCGGUCUCGCGCGCAAUUGCUUCUCGCUUCUCGAUUCAAGUCAUCCACAGCUAUACGCUAUCAGCUAUAAGCUAUACGACGUACAAUCAACCUCGACCAACUCUUUCAACCAGUUAGACCUGAACGAUACUACAGGUCUAACCCUACAAGCCAGCAAAGCAAUACACACUUCAUAACCUCAUAAACCAUGUCCACGAGACUCGCCCUCGCAUCCCUCUCUCUGCUCGUCAUCUCCCUACCUUCCGUCCGAGCGGAUACCUGCUACUACUUUGGACGCCCGUAUGAGUGCGAUCGGGGUGGCCUGUCUACGGGUGCUCGAUGGGGUAUCGGAGCGGGAAUCGCAGUGGGAGUGAUCGUGCUGGUAAUGUUCUUCAGUUGGUGGAGGCGAAAGCGAAUCAUGUCGGCCUGGAAGAAGCACACCCAGAACAACAACCAAGAAGGACUCCCUUACCACAACAACGACACCAAUACGGGGUACUACAACAACACCCAAUACCCGAGCUCGUAUGGCAACAACGAACAGUACGCUGCGCCUCCCGGUGCUCCUCCUAUCAAACAACCCCAGACCGCCUAUACCCCGAGCAUGGCCGGUGCAUACGGCUCGAACGGUGGCACCUAUUCGUACGGUCAAAAUCAAGCCCAGAACAACGAUGCGGGUCCAGACUACGAGUACAGGCAGGCCGAAGAGAACAGGUUGGCCGAGGAGGCCGAGGCUAGGCGGGCUGCUGGGAAUGUGAGCGGAGAGCCUGCCCCGCCAGGUUAUGACAUGGCCGUUCAACCCACUGGAAACGGGGUUCAAGGAGCCGGGUCGUACCAACCUCCUACUGGACCUCCCCCUGGUAAAGGUCAACGACAAGCCAGCGGCGGGGUCGUCUAGAUCCAACUUGCUUGAUCGAUCCAUGCCGGACCGUUGCACGUCCCACUAUGCUAUACCCUCGACGAUCGGAAAUGUGAGACAGUUUCACCUGUCGGCAAGUUUCAGUACUGUACAAGGUCAGACAAGAGGCAAGAAGACGGAAGAAAGAUAGUAAAUUCCAUUGUAAUACAUCAUCGCAGUAGGCGAUAUGACGACUAUAAUAACACAUGUACAUCG